UGCAAUCAAAGUAUUCCUUUUCAUCUCCGAGUAGAGAGAUGAAACCAUCUACAAAGCAUUCACUUUCUUUCAAUCAUUUUCUCAUCCUCGCUAUUGUUGCAGUGGUAGGGGUUUUCCCAGAAAAUGUAAUCUCUGCAGGCUCAAAGGUUGAUGUUCUUCCUGGCUUUGAAGGGCCCCUCCCUUUCCAUCUUGAGACUGGGUAUAUCGGUGUGGGGGAAUCCGAGGAAAUACAGCUCUUUUACUACUUUGUUAAAUCGGAAACAAAUCCCAAAGAUGAUCCUGUCAUACUUUGGCUUUCAGGAGAGCAGGGUUGUUCAUCUUUAACUGGACUUGUUUAUGAAAUAGGGCCACUAUUUUUUGAGGCAAAAGUGUAUAAUGGAACCCUACCAACAUUGUUGCUCAGUGGACAUUCAUUAACAAGGAAUGCCAGCAUGAUCUUUUUGGAUCAACUCCCAAAUAUUGGAUUUUCAUACUCAACCAAAACAACCACUUACACUGAUGUACAAGCAAGCAAUUACAUUUAUGAAUUUCUACAAAAGUGGUUUGGUCAGAACCAAGACUUUGUAUCAAAUCCAUUCUUCAUCGCAAGUAGUUCUUAUGGAGGUCUUAUUGUUCCUACUAUUGUUGAACUUAUAUCAGAUGGAAAUGAAGCUGCCAAGAAGCCAAUCAAUCUUGAGGGAUAUAUACUGGGCAACCCCAAAACUUUUCAUCGUGAAGAAAAUUUCAGAGUUGAAUUUGCUUAUGGAAUGGGAUUUAUGGCAACUGAAUUCUAUGAGUCAUUGAAAGAAAGUUGUAAAGGUGAGUAUAUGCACGUGGAUCCGGAGAACAAAUUAUGUGCUCAAGGCCUUCAGAAGUACAAUAAGUUGGUAGAUGGGAUUUGUAAACAGCACAUUCUUGAGACCUGUUGUGGACCUGAAGAACCUACCACAGAGUUAUCUUUGGGUGCAAGAAGAGCCCUUGAUGAACAACGUAUCAGAUCUUUCAAUGAGAAAUUCCUCUAUCAGGAUCGCGAUGGUGAAGAUGAUGAUAAGCUAAUUUGUCGUGUUAACUACCAUCGACUUUCCAACUACUGGGCAAAUGACCCUAGUGUCCAAAAAGCUCUUCAUGUUCGUAAGGUCUCUUCUGAAAAGUGGGUGAGGUGCAAUUGGAACACUGUGUCAAAAAGCUACAAAGUUACGAUACAGGACACAAGACAGCAACAUGCAGCUCUUAAUGCCAAAGGCUAUAGGUCACUUAUAUACAGCGGUGAUCAUGAUAUGAUUGUUCCCUUCGAAUCAACUCAAGCCUGGAUAAAAGAUUUGAACUAUACCAUCGAUCAUGAUUGGAGUCCAUAUUACGUGAUUCAUAGCAAAGAGCAAGAUGUCCUUGUUCCUCCGUUUAAAUUUGAGGUGUAUUCUGAAGUUGGCGGGUACACAAGAAAUUUCACCAGUAAAAUGACAUACGCAACAGUAAAGGGUGGAGGGCAUAUUGCUACUGAGCCAUGGCCUGAUAAGUGUGUUGCUUUGAUUUCGAGAUGGAUAGCUGGAAAAGACAUAGCUACCCCGCCUCCAACUGAUACUACAGCAUUAAAACAAUUUAUGCAAUAUGGAAAAGAUAUGUCAUCAUCAACAUUCUCCCAGCUCCAGGCUUUAGCUACAGCCUUCCCAUUUAUCUUCUCAUAAUAACUACUAGAUGAUGUUCUGAUCUGCCUUUUUAUGAAAUUAAUUAUGGAUAGUAAAAUAAUGUUGAUGGAUGCAUACAUGUAUUAGAGUGGACAAUUGGAUAGUGUAUGUCAAUCCCAUUAUCCACAGAGUUUUUUUUUUUUUUUUUUUUUUUUNUUUUUUUUUUUUU
Ipomoea triloba (trilobed morning glory) is the source of this 1830-nucleotide messenger RNA. RefSeq names its product serine carboxypeptidase-like 11. The transcript has 15 exons. NCBI's taxonomy places the organism in Eukaryota, Viridiplantae, Streptophyta, Magnoliopsida, Solanales, Convolvulaceae. The record is from RefSeq and is a predicted model, not a curated record. Gene Ontology annotation, biological process: proteolysis; secondary metabolic process. Gene Ontology annotation, molecular function: serine-type carboxypeptidase activity; acyltransferase activity, transferring groups other than amino-acyl groups. Bases 39 to 1661 code for a protein of 540 amino acids.